This is a messenger RNA of Mytilus trossulus (common blue mussel), 2114 nucleotides long. RefSeq names its product protein jagged-1a-like. Gene Ontology annotation, biological process: multicellular organism development; cell communication; Notch signaling pathway. Bases 262 to 2076 code for a protein of 604 amino acids. Gene Ontology annotation, molecular function: calcium ion binding; Notch binding. The record is from RefSeq and is a predicted model, not a curated record. Gene Ontology annotation, cellular component: membrane. Lineage: Eukaryota; Metazoa; Mollusca; Bivalvia; Mytilida; Mytilidae. The transcript has 9 exons.
UGAAUCUAAUGGUAAACUAUAGUUUGCCUCAGUUUUAAGAGAAUAUGAGUUAAAAGACAAUGCUGACAUUUAGGAGUAGCUGAUUAAACGUUCGUCAAGAUGAUUAUAUCAGCGAAUUAAGCGAUAAUUAGUAGUUAGUAUCCAUAGAUAAGAGAUGAGUGUUGACUUGUAUUUACAUCAGUUUGAUCUUAUCAUUUCAGAUACUCACGAUUUAUUAAUUUGAAAAUAAUAUAUCAAUUAUGACUAUAGAGUGAACAGAUAAUGGAUGGCGUGAUAACAAGAGGAUUUAUAUAUAUUUCAUUAAUUAUACAGGUCUUUUCAUCGGGUAUUUUUGAAAUGGCGAUUUUAUCAAUAUACAACGGAAAUGGACGGAGGUCUGAUGGUCAUUGUUGUGUCGGUACCAAGGAAUAUUGUAGUGAUCAGUGUCGAACAUUUCUAAGCGCCUGCCUCUUGCAACACACGACAGAGGUGCCUGAAUUACCCGAGUGUAUUUUUGGAAAUUCCAGUACUGCUGUCUUAGGUGGCAAUGUUAUACUGUCAAAAACACUAAACGAUUUUGAAUUGUCAACUUUAUUAAUAAGAUUCCAGUUUUCGUGGCCUGCUGUGUUUACAUUGGUAGUAGAUGUAAGACAUGAUAAUGAUAAUCACCUAUCACAAAAUGAUUCAUCACAACUAAUCUUACGUAGCAUUGUGAGCGAGACUAUAUAUCCGCCAUCGUACUGGUACAGCCAGACAACAACAGGAGAAGACAAAUCAAUACAAUACACUUACAGAGUAAUAUGUGAUGACAAUUACUACGGAGCAGGAUGUGAAGUUUUCUGUAGAUCAAGAAAUGAUAGCUUUGGACAUUAUGUAUGUGACCAAGAUGGUUCUAAGCUUUGUCUUCCCGGAUGGCAGGGAGAAUUCUGUCAAACAGCAAUGUGUUGGGAUAGAUGUAAUAUGUCACAUGGUUUCUGUUAUGAACCAUUUCAAUGCAGUUGUUUCAUUGGUUGGGAAGGUGAAUCAUGUGAUGAGUGUAUCAGGAAUCCUGGUUGUAUAAACGGUUAUUGUUAUGAACCAUGGCAGUGCAUUUGUUAUGGUGACUGGACAGGCAAAGACUGCAAUAUAGAUAUAAACUAUUGUCAUAAGUAUGAUCCCUGUGAGCAUUCAGGUACUUGUUUACCAGACAACCUAAAGAAUUUCACGUGUGAAUGUGUCACUGGUUAUACUGGUACGUCCUGUGAGUCUGUGAUAUGUGCAGACAGGCAUUGCCAAAAUGGUGGACAUUGUUCUGUAUCUUCAAUUGGUUGUGAAUGUCCUGAGAAAUAUUAUGGACCUCAUUGUGAGUUCCGGAAGUUAACGUGUGAUGAAACAGAUUGUUUGAAUGGUGGUACUUGUAUACCUACUCUAACAGGAACUAUGUGUAAUUGUACAAAAGGAUUUACAGGAGAUAACUGCAAAUCAGAAAUAGAUGAAUGCAAUUCCAGUCCUUGUAAAUAUGGUGGAAUCUGUAAAGAUGGCGUGGAUGGUUACAUUUGCGAUUGCAGAGACGGAUAUACCGGCAAUAACUGUGACAUUAUCAUGGAUCCUUGUAUGGGUACCACGUGUUUUCACAAUGGCACAUGCAUUGCGUCAAGUAGUGGUUUUUCCGGAAGUUGCCUUUGUAGUCAGGGUUACACAGGACAUAGAUGUGAAAUUGUGAUAAAUCCGUGUACCGAUGUUGAAUGUCAAAAUGGCGCUCAAUGUAGCAGCGUUAGUUCUGGAUUUGGCUUUCAAUGUGUGUGUCCAGUUGGGUACAAUGGCGUCUUUUGUGAAAAUCGUUUAGAUCCAUGUCAGUAUAUAAUAUGUGACAAUGGAGGCACGUGUAAGAGCUACAUUACUCAUUAUAUUUGUAUCUGUAACCCACAUUAUGGCGGGAAACAUUGUACGUCGUUAUUGAUGCCUGCUGAUGAGACAGCAGAAAGACCGGGUAGUAAUAUUAUACCGGUAGUUAAAAAUGGAGCAUGUUCAAAUUUUAGAAUUUCAUAUUUGACACUCUUUUCGGUCUUUUUAUGUUCUUAUGUAAAUCUUUUUCCAGUCUUUUUACGACGAAUUUGAAGAUCUAAUUGAAAUAAAAUUAUUAUUUGUAUAAUGCU